UUCUCUUUAUCGGACUAGUUUCAGCAUUGAGAUUUUGAGAGUGCUAGCUUCACUGACAGCAGCACAAGUUAGUACUGAACGCAGUUGGCAGGUGUGCUGGGUCAUGGCUUUUAAAACACCGCCGGAGGUGUUAUUACGCUCGGUUCUGAGAAACCCAAGAACCAGUUUGUGUUCCAUCCAUGUUGGUCAGACUCAGCCAAGAUUUCAGAGAGCUGCCGUCUGUUUUCAGCUUGGUAAACCACUGGAGAUCAAACAGAUAUCUGUAUCCGACAAACCAGGUCGCGGGCAGGUUCUUAUCAACGUGCAUGCUGUCGGUGUCAACUUCAGUGAUAUCCUGGCAUGUCAGGGAAAGUACCAAGUAAAAGCAGAAUUACCAUUUGUUCCAGGGUACGAGGUGGCAGGCGAGGUGGCGGGUGUGGGCGAGGAUGUUCACAUGUUCAAGAGAGGGGACAGUGUGCUGGCUGUUUCCACAGAUGGCAUCGGCGCAUUUUCUGAUUCAUUUAUAACCGAUCAAAAGCUGGUUCAUCCUGUUCCUGAAGGUGUGUCUAAAACGAAGGCUGCUGCUACACUGGUCUCCUAUGCCACAGCACUGGUGGGACUCACACGAAAGGCAGCAGUCAAACCAGGCGAGACUGUUGUUGUGACAGCAGCAGCUGGAUCUACAGGCUUAGCAACAGUUGAUCUCGCAGCACACAGUCUUGGUGCCAAGGUGAUUGGUGUGUGUGGAGGUAGUGAGAAAACAGCACUGGUGCUAGAGAGAGGUGCACAUUUCGCUGUCGAUUAUAAAUGUGAAAAUGUUCGUGACAGACUGAAAGACUUGACAAAAGGCAAAGGAGUGAAUGUUGUCAUUGAUCAUGUGGGCGGGGACCUGUUCAUGCAGUGUUUAAAAAGCCUCGCACCAGAAGGUCGACUAGUAACAGUUGGAUAUGCUUCCGGCAAGAUCCCCGACAUUCCUGCAAAUCUUCUCCUGCUCAAACAGUGCUCUGUGAUUGGUUUAUUUUGGGGACAGACUGCAGUCACUAACCCUCCAGUUUUCUUCCAGUCUAUGGCACAAGUUCUUGCAGCACUGAAGGAUAAAAAAAUAGACCCAUACUGUGGAAAAACAUUUCCACUAGAACAGAUUAAUGAAGCUUUUGAUUAUGUACUACAAGGGAAAUCAAUGGGAAAAGUGAUCAUUGAACUGAAGUAAUUGCAAUGAACAAUAGCCGAGCAGCAGUUGUGUCAAGUGACCUUCACAACAGAAGUGAAUAACAAGACGUAACUGAAGCAAGUUAUUUUGUAUACCGAUGUUGGGACUGUGUGGAAGUGGAAGACUAGAUGCAUUUUAAGUGAAAUGAAAGCUCGGACUGGAACAAAGCUAGUCUAUGUUCAUAAAAGCCAAAAAGAAUAUUUUCAAUAAUAAUGAAAAAAUAAGUAAUGUAAAAUAUUUAUUCUUGAACAGGUUUAAUAAACAAUAAAUUUGCAAGAA
Messenger RNA from Gigantopelta aegis, 1468 nucleotides. RefSeq names its product quinone oxidoreductase-like protein 2 homolog. Gene Ontology annotation, cellular component: mitochondrion. Lineage: Eukaryota; Metazoa; Mollusca; Gastropoda; Neomphalida; Peltospiridae. The coding region runs from base 104 to 1189 and encodes 361 amino acids. Gene Ontology annotation, molecular function: oxidoreductase activity. The record is from RefSeq and is a predicted model, not a curated record. The transcript is spliced from 9 exons.